AUGGAUGGGGAAGAAGUUAAGGUACCAAUGUCGGAAUCUAUGUUGAAAAAGCAAAAAAGAAAUGAGGAGUGGGCUUUGGUUAAGAAGGAAAAGCAGCUAGCUCUAAAGAAAGAGUUGAUUUUCAACAGGGCUAAGCAGUACGUCAAGCAGCAUGAUGAGAGCAAAAGGAGCUUAUUAGGCUUAAGCGUGAAGCUAGACUCAAGGAAGGUCAAGAACUUCCAAAUUCCUGAGCCUUGGCGACGGAACUUGGAAACCUGCAAAAGAGCUCUUGCUGUUAGUGCUAAGCUAAAGAAGCAAAACACAACUGACAAAUGA
This is a messenger RNA of Dovyalis caffra, 315 nucleotides long. The record is from the annotation of a GenBank genome assembly. NCBI's taxonomy places the organism in Eukaryota, Viridiplantae, Streptophyta, Magnoliopsida, Malpighiales, Salicaceae.